AUGUCUAUUAUUAGAGAAAAUUUAAUUGUUGCUGCAAUUAAUAAAGCAUAUGCACUAACAGAUUAUAAUAUUUACAAUGAUUUACACGAAGUAAAUAAAUUUCAAAAACAAGUAAUUCUUGCCGAUGAAUCACUUACACAAGAUGAAAAAUCUGAAGCAAUAAGAAAAUUGACUAAAACUUACGACAGGAAUAAAAUUAUUUUUAAUGAAGGAACAAGAAGAGUUUGUGAAAAUUGUAACCAAAAAUGUUUAGCUACAUUAUAUUGCGAAUUUUGUGUUCGAAAUUAUCUAAAAGCAAAAUUUUCAAAUUGGUCAUCUGGAAAUGAAGAUAUUGAUAAUUUAAUACAAGAAUGUCAAAUGGAAACAACUGACCCAGAUAGUAUAAUUGAAUGGAUUCCAUAUAGUAAUUUAAUAAAUAUUAAUUAUUUAGCAAAAGGUGGAUACUCUGAAAUCUAUACAGCAGAGUGGAUUCAUGGAAAAUAUGAUGAAUGGGAUUCUAAAGAACAACAAUUAAAAAGACUUGGGGAACAAGUUGUGAUACUUAAAAGAUUAGAAAAUUUUGAAAGUGCAAAUAAACGUUGGUUUGAAGAGGCUAUUUCACAUUUAAAUAUAAGUAAUAAAUGGUCAGAUGUGAUUGUUCAAUGUUAUGGUUUGACGCAAGAUCCAUUAAAUGGAGAUUAUAUGCUUGUAAUGAAUAAAUUGGAUAUAGAUUUAAGAAAAUAUUUACAACAAAAUCAUACUAAACUUACGUGGCAAGAAAGAAUUCAAAUUGCUGUUGAUAUAAUUGAUGCACUUUUACGAAUUCAUGGUGAAAAUGCAAUUCAUAGAGAUUUGCAUUCUGGAAAUAUAUUAUUUAAAACUAAAUUUAGUAUUAGUGAUCUUGGAUUUUGUGGACCUGCAGAUAGACCAUCAAAAAGUAUAUAUGGAAAUCUACCUUAUAUUGCACCAGAAGUUAUUGCAGGAAAAGAAACUACUUUUAAAUCUGAUAUUUAUAGUAUUGCAAUGCUUAUGUGGGAUAUUUCAUCUGGUCAACCACCAUUUUUUUUUUAUUAA
Messenger RNA from Rhizophagus irregularis DAOM 181602=DAOM 197198, 1053 nucleotides. Lineage: Eukaryota; Fungi; Glomeromycota; Glomeromycetes; Glomerales; Glomeraceae. The record is from RefSeq and is a predicted model, not a curated record.